AUCGAACCAUAACUGCCAUCACCCCCCAACAAACAAAACCAAAACAAAACUCCCACCACACACGAAUGUUCAAAAGCUGAAAUGUCAAACGUCAUUCUUCCCAGUGUGAGAAUGGCAGUCUCCUCCUCCAACUCUUUCCUAUCCACAUCUCUCCUCAAACCCAGCUUCUCCCACUUCCCUUUAAAACGCCUCGUUUCAAUUCCCACCUGUCUCUACAACAGCAACAACAACAACAAGAAGAAACUUUCAACCGCAACACCAGCUUGUGCUAUUGCCACCGAUUCUUCUCAGUCUCACACUCAGACUGCCACUUUCUCCCUAAACGACGGAACCCAGAUUGACAAAACCGAGAAACUCGUCCUUCCCACCAACCAAUCCUCUCAGAAUCUACUCAGAAUCCGCCACACGUGUGCACAUGUGAUGGCCAUGGCUGUCCAAAAGCUAUACCCGGAUGCGAAAGUGACGAUUGGGCCGUGGAUAGAUAGUGGAUUUUAUUAUGAUUUUGAUAUUGAGCCUUUAACGGAUAAAGACUUGAAGAGGAUCAAGAAAGAGAUGGAUCGGAUCAUUGCUAGAAAUUUACCGCUUAUAAGAGAAGAAGUUUCAAGAGAUGAAGCUCAGAGAAGAAUAAUGGCUAUCAAUGAACCUUACAAAAUAGAGAUUUUGGAAAGUAUUAAGGAGGACCACAUUACCAUCUAUCAUAUUGGUAAUGAAUGGUGGGAUCUUUGUGCUGGGCCUCAUGUUGAAUCUACUGGAAAUAUUAACAAGAAAGCUGUUGAACUUGAAUCUGUUGCUGGUGCAUACUGGAGAGGGGAUGAAAAGAAACCAAUGCUGCAGAGGAUUUAUGGCACUGCAUGGGAAAAUGAAGAACAAUUGAAAGCAUACCUUCAUUUCAAAGAGGAGGCUAGACGCCGGGAUCACAGACGCCUUGGCCAAGAUCUUGAUCUGUUCUCCAUACAGGAUGAAGCUGGUGGUGGUUUAGUUUUCUGGCAUCCAAAGGGUGCUAUUGUGAGGCACAUAAUAGAAGAUUCAUGGAAAAAAAUACACAUUGAACGUGGUUAUAAUCUGUUGUAUACUCCACAUGUGGCCAAGGCAGACCUUUGGAAGAUCAGUGGCCAUUUGGAUUUCUACAGAGAGAAUAUGUUUGAUCAGAUGAAUAUCGAGGAUGAACUUUAUCAACUUCGACCAAUGAAUUGCCCUUACCACAUUCUAGUUUACAAAAGAAAGCUUAACUCUUACCGGGAUUUUCCUAUUAGAGUUGCAGAGUUGGGAACAGUAUAUAGAUAUGAAUUAUCUGGAAGCUUACAUGGCCUUUUCCGUGUAAGAGGUUUCACCCAGGAUGAUGCGCACAUCUUUUGUUUAGAGGAUCAAAUCAAAGAUGAAAUCAGUGGUGUCCUAGAUCUUACAGAAGAAAUAUUACUGCAAUUUGGUUUUAGCAAGUAUGAAGUCAAUCUCUCUACAAGACCAGAGAAAGCUGUUGGAGGCGAUGAUAUAUGGGAGAAAGCAACAUCUGCCCUUAAAGAUGCUUUGGAUGAUAAAGGGUGGAGCUAUCAACUUGAUGAAGGUGGUGGUGCCUUUUAUGGCCCAAAGAUUGAUCUCAAGAUUGAGGAUGCUCUUGGAAGGAAGUGGCAAUGUUCAACCAUACAGGUUGAUUUUAAUUUGCCCCAGCGAUUUGACAUCACCUAUGUUGACUCAAACUCAGAAAAGAAGCGACCUAUCAUGAUCCAUAGAGCUGUACUUGGAUCCUUGGAGCGAUUCUUUGGAGUUCUCAUAGAACAUUAUGCAGGGGAUUUUCCUUUGUGGCUUUCACCUGUCCAAGCUCGAGUUUUACCAGUUACAGAUAUCCAGCUUGAAUACUGCAAUGAGGUGACAAAAAAAUUGAAAGCAAACAGCAUUCGAGCUGAAGUUAGCCAUGGUGAGCGUUUGCCAAAACUCAUUAGAAAUGCAGAGAAGCAAAGAAUUCCAUUAAUGGCUGUUGUGGGCCCCAAGGAAACUGAAACUGAAACUGUUACAGUUAGAUCUAGGUUUGGAGGAGAGCUUGGAACAAUGACGAUUGAUGAUUUUGUAAGCAGAAUCAAGACUGCCACUGAGAACAGGACUUCAUUUUGAGGUACACGUAGCUGAGAAAAGAUGGUGUUCUACUUAUUUUAAGGAUGUUUAUGCCAACAGAAAAAAAGAAAAAAGAAAAAGAUGGAACAAUUUUAUGAUAUGUAGGUAUUCUUUUACAUGAGUCUAUAUAUAUACUGGAGUACCAUAUCAUUGUGUCCAUAUGUUCUUUAGUAAUCUUUUUGGUUGUAAUGUGGACUGGAGUAGAUAGAAUUGUUUUAGGAGGGAAAGAAAUAUCAUUACAAUUUUAAUUUA
Molecule: messenger RNA, 2358 nt
Organism: Quercus robur (English oak)
Lineage: Eukaryota; Viridiplantae; Streptophyta; Magnoliopsida; Fagales; Fagaceae
Product: threonine--tRNA ligase, chloroplastic/mitochondrial 2
Exons: 8
Coding region: 82-2106 (674 amino acids)
Biological process (GO): threonyl-tRNA aminoacylation
Cellular component (GO): chloroplast stroma; mitochondrion; cytoplasm
Molecular function (GO): ATP binding; threonine-tRNA ligase activity
Source: RefSeq, a predicted model, not a curated record